Lotus japonicus is the source of this 3289-nucleotide messenger RNA. RefSeq names its product kinesin-like protein KIN-UB. Gene Ontology annotation, biological process: microtubule-based movement. The transcript is spliced from 19 exons. Lineage: Eukaryota; Viridiplantae; Streptophyta; Magnoliopsida; Fabales; Fabaceae. Gene Ontology annotation, molecular function: microtubule binding; ATP binding; microtubule motor activity. The record is from RefSeq and is a predicted model, not a curated record. The coding region runs from base 106 to 2757 and encodes 883 amino acids.
ACUUCUGGGCUCCACCACACCCCCUUCCCUCUCUCCCUCUUCUUCUUCCCCCACUUCCAUUUCGAGUUCCCAAAACCGCUGACUCGGUUUUCCUCCUCCUCCUCGAUGGCUUCCAUCCGAAAUGGCGCCCAAAGAGGAAGCGCCAAGUUCGAUCGCCCCCUCAAGCCUCGUCCCCGCCCUUCCUCGCCGGGAUCCGCCGUCCGCCGCCCCAACCGCAACGACGCCGUGCUUGGAAGAGUUCGAGUGGCCGUAAGAUUGAGACCAAGAAACGCUGAAGAAAUGAUGGCUGAUGCUGAUUUUGCUGACUGUGUUGAAGUACAGCCUGAGCUUAAAAGACUGAAACUUCGCAGGAAUAACUGGGAUUCAGACACUUAUGAGUUUGAUGAGGUGCUUACCGAAUAUGCAUCACAGAAACGUGUCUAUGAAGUUGUGGCUAAGCCAGUUGUGGAGAGUGUUCUUGAUGGUUAUAAUGGGACUGUGAUGGCUUAUGGUCAAACUGGAACGGGGAAAACUUUUACUCUUGGACGACUGGGGGAAGGAGACACCUCUGAUCGUGGGAUUAUGGUGCGUUCCAUGGAGGAUAUUCUUGCUGACUUGUCUCCAGAUACUGAUUCUAUUACUGUCUCAUAUCUGCAGCUUUACAUGGAAACUCUCCAGGACUUGCUUAAUCCAGCAAAUGAUAACAUUCCUAUUGUGGAUGAUCCAAGAACUGGCGAUGUAUCCUUGCCUGGGGCAACUAUUGUAGAAAUCAGGGACCAACAGAGUUUUUUGGAGUUGUUAAGUGUAGGAGAAGCUAAUCGAAUUGCUGCUAAUACAAAAUUGAAUACUGAAUCUUCUCGUAGUCACGCUAUUCUGAUGGUUCACAUUAAAAGGUCUGUCAUAGAAAAUGAAGAUAUUGUAUCUAGUCAAAAUGGCGAUACCUCUCACUUGAUUAAACCUUCAAAACCACUUGUUCGGAAGAGCAAGUUGGUUGUGGUAGACCUAGCAGGUUCAGAGCGUGUCCAUAAGUCAGGAAGCGAGGGGCACAUGCUAGAGGAAGCUAAAUCUAUCAACCUUUCACUUAGUUCACUGGGAAAAUGCAUCAAUUCUCUAGCAGAGAACAGUGCUCAUGUUCCAUUUCGUGAUUCAAAGCUUACACGGAUGCUCCGAGAUUCUUUUGGCGGUACUGCUAGGACUUCAUUGAUUGUGACCAUUGGCCCAUCCCCACGUCAUCGAGGAGAGACUUCUAGUACCAUAUUGUUUGGUCAAAGGGCUAUGAAAGUUGAGAAUAUGCUCAAAAUAAAGGAGGAGUUUGAUUAUAAAAGCUUGUCUCGAAAGCUUGAAGUACAAUUAGAUAAGCUUAUUGCAGAAAAUGAAAGGCAGCAGAAAGCUUUUGAGGAUGAAGUUGAAAAAAUAAAUUUGGAGGCACAAUGUCGUAUUGCUGAGGUUGAAAGAAACUUUGCAGAUGGUUUAGAGAAAGAGAGAUUGAAAUGCCAGAUGGAGUAUAUGGAAUUGGUAAAGGAGCUGGAGCAGAAGUUGGUGUUGAAUCAAGGAAGAAAUGACCGAAAUAGUUUUGUGGCUGAUAGUGGAGAGGGGCCUGCACAACCUUCUCCAAAUGAACUUGCCGAGGUCAAAAUGCUGCUUGAAACUGAAAGCAAGCGGAGAAAGGAGGCUGAAGAAGAGGUAAAACGUCUAAAAAAUCAGCUGGGGAUAUAUACACAAGCAGACGCAGGAGGGGAUUUGGAGACUAUAAAGCUUCACAACAUGCUGGAGGAUGAAGUAAAUCAGAAAAAGAAACUUGAAGAUGAAAUUAUAAUAUUAAGAAGUCAAUUAUUGCAAUUGACCUUUGAAGCUGACCAGAUGAGAAGGUGUUUGGAAAGUGGAAGCUCUGGGAGCACAUUUUCCGCCAUGGAUUCCUCCAUGACACAGGUUAGGCAUUCCCAAUUCAAAGACACUGGGAAUGGUCAGAAGUCAUCUGUUGCUACACUCUUUGAGCAAGUUGGAUUGCAAAAGAUUUUAUCAUUGCUGGAGUCGGACGAUGCCAAUGUACGAAUUCAUGCUGUGAAAGUGGUAGCCAACCUUGCAGCUGAAGAGGCUAAUCAGAAGAGAAUUGUUGAAUCUGGCGGUCUUACUUCCUUGCUGAUGCUUCUUCGAAGAUACGAGGAUGAAACUGUUCGGAGAGUAGCUGCUGGGGCAAUUGCCAAUCUUGCUAUGAAUGAAGCAAAUCAAGAACUCAUAAUGGCUGAAGGAGGAAUUACUCUGUUAUCAAUGACUGCAUCUGAUGCUGAAGAUCCACAAACUCUUCGAAUGGUUGCUGGGGCAAUUGCUAACCUAUGUGGAAAUGAUAAAAUAUUGAUGACUCUAAGAUCUCAGGGAGGUAUCAAGGCUUUACUUGGAAUUGUAAGAUGUGGGCAUCCAGAUGUUCUCUCCCAAGUUGCACGGGGAAUUGCUAACUUCGCAAAAUGCGAGUCUCGAGCUUCUAAUCAAGGGAUAAAAAGUGGCAGAUCUAUUUUGAUAGAAGAUGGUGCACUUCCGUGGAUAGUACAAAAUGCUAACAAUGAAGCUGCACCAAUCAGGCGUCACAUUGAGCUUGCACUGUGCCACUUGGCCCAGCAUGAAGUGAAUGCGAAAGACAUGAUUAGUGGAGGUGCCCUCUGGGAGCUUGUCAGGAUUUCACGGGAUUGUUCACGAGAGGACAUACGGAGUCUUGCGCGUCGGACUCUCAGUUCUAUCCCUCCAUUCAAAGCAGAACUCCGGCGGCUGCGUGUAGAAUAUUGAAUUCAAUUCUACCCUGGAAUAUUUUGGUUCUCCUAAGGGUCAUUUUAGAGAGUAAAUUAAGUAAUUACAAUCGUUGAAUGAGAAGUCAACGGGUGAGAUUGUCAUCAUAUAUUUGCACACGUAUUUGCAAAUUAUGAUGUUCUUUGAAUCUCAAGAAUUAAUUUCUCAAUCGACAAAUGUGAUGAGUUACUUUAUCUUUUAAAGUGAUUCUUUCACUUUAAAUGAGCUAAAUCCUUUGUAGCAUAUCUUGCUAUAUUUAUGUGACGAGCUGGGGUUUAGCAUGUACUUUUUGUGAUAUCUAGUCAUUACUGACCUAGAAUGUAUGUAUAUUGAUAGAGGGGGGAAAAUAGAUGAAGAGCAUGUUUUGGGUAGGGGUAAGAAGGUGAGAAUAUGUUCUGUCAAACAAAGGGCUAGUCAAAUUUUGAUUACCCUAAAUUAUAUGAAGUUGCCUAAUGUUGUAAUUUUUUUUUGGGUACAAUGUUGUAUUUAUUAUUGAUUCAUGUAAUUAAUGAAAAUCAUUAUAUUUUGUUUU